Molecule: messenger RNA, 803 nt
Organism: Phytophthora infestans T30-4
Lineage: Eukaryota; Oomycota; Peronosporomycetes; Peronosporales; Peronosporaceae
Product: outer dynein arm-docking complex subunit 3
Exons: 1
Coding region: 1-714 (237 amino acids)
Molecular function (GO): calcium ion binding
Source: RefSeq, a predicted model, not a curated record
AUGAUGUCUGCAAAUGACGACGUCAAGGGCAUGAUCGCCCAGGAGGAGCGCGAGUUGCGUCGAGUUUUCGACCAUCUCAGCUCCUACCGCCAGAAGAAGAGAUUGACACACACGAUAUACGACUGCAAAGAGCGACGCCAGCGGUUGGAGGCAAGCAAGAGCAGUCCGGAGGUGUCUGCGUUACUGAACGAGAAAGGAAUCAAAAUGACUCGUGAGGAGAUCGAGGACGAGCUUCGUAUAAUCAACCAGAGUCUAGAGAAAGCCGUAGUCAAUCGCUCUGUGGUGCAGAAUAGCAACGCCCACAGUCGUGUGAUCAAGAACGAAGACCUAUACGAGGCUAUCAAGGCUCUGGGCAAAGUAUGCUCGAAGAAGGAGGUCAGUGAUAUGAUCUGGGAGGCCGACGAGAAUCUGGACGGUGUAAUCGACUGGGAGGAACUGCGCGCCAUGUUCAAUCGCAACCUGCUGGACAAGACGGAGCUGGAGCCAGCCAAUCUCUUCAACGUCGUCCAGUUCAUGACGUACGACAAGAAAAACUGUGGAGUCAUCACUGCAGACGACACUAUGGCCAUCCUCUUUGCGCGCUACGGCCAGUCGCAGCUCGAGAUGCGCAUGAAGCAGCUCUUUGGUGACAGCGACGAACUCACCUUCGUGGAUUAUCUGGAGCGCGUAGGCAAACAGCGGCGCUCGAACGUUGAAGCGCGAGCGAAAGCGUAGAGAGCUCGCUCGGCAGACAAAAUAUACUACGUAGUAGCUCAUGCUGAUGUAAUACUAGUACAGUAGUACACUUUAGCUUAUCACUUCAA